Messenger RNA from Cuscuta campestris, 2897 nucleotides. Lineage: Eukaryota; Viridiplantae; Streptophyta; Magnoliopsida; Solanales; Convolvulaceae. The record is from the annotation of a GenBank genome assembly.
CACGAUAAACCCGUGUUUCAACACUCCCCACUCCUUUUCAUAAUCGGGUUUGAAGCCUUCUCCAGAUUUCUAAACAACUCCAUGGACUGCAACAAUAUCAAACGUUUCAACAUGGGUAGUGUGAAGAUGCCUAGUCACCUUAUCUAUGCAGAUGACUUGAUGAUAUUCACUAAGGGGGACAUCCUCAACCUCCUUAAACUUAACAAUAUUCUUAAAGUUUAUAUGCAGGCAUCGGGGCAGCAGAUUAAUCUUUCAAAGAGAAGGUUCUACACUCCCAAAUCCACCUCUACGGAUCAACAAGCCAGAAUGGCAAGAGCUCUGUCCAUGAACUGUGGUAGUCUCCCCUUCACCUACUUGGGAGCUACCCUUCGUAGGGGUAUUCUUAAAAAAGAAGACUGCAAUGGUCUUUUGAGCCAUGUCUACAAACACCUCUCCUCUUGGUAUAGCCGAACUCUCAAUCAAAUGGGAAGAUUAAUCCUCAUAAAACGCGUCCUCUCAUCCAUCCCACUCCAUCUCAUUGUCGUUCAAUCCCUCCCAAGAUCCAUCAUCAGCACUCUACACUCCCUUAUGGCCAACUUCCUUUGGGGCCAUAUGGAUGGUAGGGCUAAAUACCACUGGAGGAACUGGAACUUCACAUGCCAAAACAAGAAUGCAGGUGGCCUAGGGAUCAGGGACCUUCUUCACAUGGAGACAACAUACUCUCUCAAACUUUGGUGGAAAGCCCAGCACGAUCAAGGUCUAUGGGCUAAACUUGUUAGAGCAAAGUACAUGAAGAAUGGUAACAUCAAGGAACGCCUCCCAGAUUCCCCAACUUGGAAGAGAAUUUGUAGAGUACACUCUCUUGGUACAACUCAUAUGCAUUGGACCAAUGGACAAGCACUUUGGGAUAAUGGACAGUUCUCCCUCAAACUUGCCUUUAAUGCCACAGAAGAGAAACUCCCGGUACUCCUCUCAACCAAAUUUAUUUGGCACAAAGCACAAAUCCCUAAACUGCGUUUCUUCCAAUGGAAGAUCUUCAACAACUGUCUUCCUUUCCCCAACAACCUCAGAAGAUUCAACCUGACACUACCUAGUCGUUACAGCUUCUGCCUCAACAACGAGGAAAGCUUGGAUCACUGCCUCGUGAACUGCACCGAGAGCAAAAAAAUGGCAUCGAAUAACACGUACAGUCAUUCCAUCAACCUGCGCUAUAUCCUCAAGAGCCAAAAACUCUCUAGGGAAAACUUUCUUGACUGGGAGAAGAACCUCCGAAUCGUUCUUGACUGUGAGAGGAAACUCUACAUCCUCGAAAUAGAUCCUCCCAAGACCCCUGCGGCUAAUGCUCGUGCGUCCGAACUCACUUCCUUCAAGAAGUAUGAGGACGACGCGCGAGAUGUUAAGUGUAUCAUUAUGGCCAGUAUGACCGCGGAGCUCCAAAGGCUCCACGCGGACAUGGAAGUGCGUCCUAUGGUACAACGCUUGAGAGACCUUUACCAGGGUCAACCCCAAAACUCAGAUAUUUACGUUAUCGAAGUCAAUAUGUCUAAUUUCACCUCUUGGGUGAUGGUUACCGGAUGUGGUUACCACAUCUGUACUUCAAUGCAGAAUCUGCAUGAAGUUAGACAUUUGACUGAGGGAGAAGUCCAGCUUAAGGUCGGAAAUGGAGCACUUGUCAAUGCGCUGGCUGUAGGAACUUAUGUGCUAUCUCUCCCUAGUGGCUUUUUGUUGCAUUUAAAGAAUUGUUUGUUUGUACAUGCAAUUAACAGGAAUAUCAUUUCUGUGUCCUGUCUUGACAAAGCAGGAUUUUCUAUUAACGUCAAAGACAAGUGCCUUUCGGUUUUCAGAAAUGAUAUUUACUAUGCAACUGCUAAGAUGACCAAUGGUCUUUAUAUCUUAGACCUAGACGCCACUGUUUAUAACGUAGACGUUAAGAGAAGCAAACCAAACAGUUUGAAUCUCACAUACCUUUGGCAUUGUCGUUUGGGCCACAUUAACGAGAAACGUAUAUCUAAGCUACGUCACUCUGGCGUACUUGAUUCAUUUGACCUCGAGUCUUAUGAUGUAUGCCAAUCUUGUUUACUCGGUAAAAUGACAAAGGCUCCAUUCACCGGUCACGGUGAAAGGGCGAGUGAUGUAUUAGGCCUCAUACACUCUGAUGUGUGUGGCCCAAUCAACACUGAAGCUAGAGGUCGUUUCUCAUACUUUGUAACAUUUACUGAUGACCUGAGUCGGUAUGGAUAUGUGUAUCUCAUGAAACACAAAUCGGAAUGCUUUGACAAAUUCAAAGAAUUCAGAAACGAAGUAGAGAAACAGUUAGGCAAAAGUAUCAAGACCCUCCGCUCGGAUCGAGGAGCACACACACUCAAUCGCGUACCAUCUAAGGCUGUUGAGAGCACACCAUACGAGCUAUGGCGUGGGACAAAACCAAAUUUGUCGUACUUGAGGAUUUGGGGUUGUGAUGUUUACGUUAGACGACUCAUGACGUCUGGUAAGCUGUAUUCCAAAUCUGACAGGUGUAAAUUUUUGGGAUACCCUAAGGAAACGAAAGGGUAUGAGUUCUAUCAUUCGACCGAUAACAAAAUCUUUGUUGCUCGGAACGGAACCUUCCUUGAGAAGGAGUUUCUCUCUGCUAUUUCUAGUGGGAGAGAGGUAGACCUCGAAGAAAUUCGAGAACCACAAGAAGAGAUCUCAAUAGCAGUGGAACCCGAGCGUCAGGAUUUAGUAUCUCGACCGGCUCAAGUUUUACCACGUAGGUCAGACCGGAUGCGUAAUCCUCCGGUUAGAUACGGCUUCCUUGUAUCUAAUGAAGGUGAUGAAAGGUAACCAUGCAAGGAUAGGCAGCGGAAUAUAAAAAUUUUAACAUCCUAACAUGAUUAUCUUGCUUAGAAUCACGUACUAAUUAAAACUUAUAGUGAGUA